GAUACGGUAAGUCGUAACUCCGCCCCCCUCGGAGCUGCAGUCAAGGAUGUUGGAGAGAAAGAGGGAAGUAGUGACACACUCGGGGACAGUAACCUACACUAUCGUAGCAUUUUCGGACAUAUACCCUCUUGCUAAUGAAUAAUAACCCGGUUAUUUCUUCUUGGAGGCAGUUAGGGACAGUUGGUGUGUUAGCUUACAACGGUCGUAUUCAUCUAGCUCAGACGAGCCUGAAUGCAUGCAUGCCUCGGCAAGCCCUUUGUUACUCUACCCGCCGGGAUAAAUGCCAUCAUUCAUCUCAGAUUUUCUAAUGUUAUCCACUUACACACUCUGACAGUAUGGCAUCACAGGGGGGGGAGGAGCCUCCUCCAAACGGAGGUCAGCCAGAUAGCCGUCUAAAGAGCAAGAAGCCACCCAGCCUUGUAAUAGCCAUCCCUCCACCUGAAGCGAUGAUGUCCCACGACCCUGCAAAACAGCCACUGCGCUCGUCUCUGAAAAAAAGUGAGGCUGGUCAAGCCUCUGGUUCUGUCUCAGAAAGCAUGAGUGGAGCCCGAGAUGGACGCUUCUCAGCCACAGACAGGAGAGCAAAGUUUAGUAGACAAACAUCGCUCUCACAAAGCAUCCGCAAGAAUACAGCCCAGUGGUUUGGGGUUGGGGAAGACUGUGAGACCAAGCAGCAGGUAUGGCACAGGAAGAGUCUACGGCACUGCAGCCAACGCUAUGGCAAGCUGAAGGCCCAGUAUAGAGAGCCUGACACAGCCACCAGCAUCGAGCAGGGCCUGGACUCACCAGCCACACACAAAAUGCCCAAGAUUGUGGAUCCCCUGGCACGGGGUCGAGCCUUCCGUUGCCCAGAUGAGACGGACAGUCGCUCUCCUAGGACACCCCAAAUCCCUCAGGGGGGUCCUGUUACUCCGGGCCUCACUUCACUCAGCUCCUUUACCAGCCAGCGCUCCGGCUACAGCCGCUUCCCCAGGCGUAAGAGGGAGUCUGUCGCCCGCAUGAGCAUCCGAGCUGCAUCCAACCUAAUGAGGGGUCGUAGUGGCUUAGCGGGCUCCCAGACAAGUCGCAGUUUACCCAAGAGGAGUUUUAUUAGGCCCAGCUGGAUGGACGAGGACACUGUGGACUCUGCAGACACGUCUGAGUCGCUUUUCUUCAGCAAGGUUGAUGCCCAUGAUGAGUUUUCCUCUAUCGCUGAUGACGUAUUUGAGUCGCCUCCCAUGUCUGCGGCUUUUGCUCCAAGCGAGCAGCCUGACCAGAAGUUUUCAAGCCUCCCCAGUAAGGACAUAUCUCGAACGCCCAGGACACCAGUAGUAGUGCAUGAUAAGAGCCAUCCUCGUCGAGGUGGUCGCAUCGCCUCCCAAGUUAAGCACUUUGCAUUUGACAAACAUAAGCGGCAGUAUGGCAUGGGCGUUGUGGGGAAGUGGCUGAAUCGGCACUACCGACGGAGCCUCAGCAGCAACGUCCAGAAGCAGCUGGACGACUUCCAUAGCCACAGGCCCUACUUUACCUACUGGAUUACAUUUGUCCAUAUAGUAAUCACUUUGCUGGCCUGUUGUACAUAUGGUUUUGCCCCUGUGGGGUUUGCGCAAUCUUCUACAACUGAACUGGUGCUGAAAAACAAAGGCAUAUACGAGAGUGUCAAGUAUAUCCAACAGGAGAACUUCUGGAUUGGUCCCAGCUCUGAGGACCUGAUCCACUUGGGGGCUAAGUUCUCACCGUGCAUCCGUCAGGACAGUCAGAUAGUCCGUCUGAUCCAGGAGGCCAGAGAUCUAGAGAAAGAAUCUGGCUGCUGCGUCCAGAAUGACAACUCUGGAUGUGUGCAGACCCUCCGGUCUGACUGUUCUGACACGCUGGCCACCUUUAUUAAAUGGAACAAUGAUCAUGUGGACAUACACAGGUCCUCUGGUUCUGUCUGUCACCAAGAUCCCAGAACGUGUGAAGAGCCUGCCUCUUUAGACCCUCAUACAUGGCCGGAUGACAUAACCCACUGGCCGGUGUGUACAUACCCCAGGAAGUGGAACCACACAGGCCUCAGUCACAUGGACUGUAACAUCAAGGGACGGCCUUGCUGCAUAGGGACUAAGGGCAGAUGUGAGAUCACAACCAGAGAGUAUUGCUCUUUCAUGCAUGGUUACUUCCAUGAGGAUGCCACACUCUGCUCACAGGUCCACUGUCUGGAUGAUGUGUGUGGCUUGCUGCCAUUCCUCAACCCUGAUGUUCCUGAUCAGUUCUACCGUCUCUGGCUCUCUCUCUUCCUUCAUGCUGGGCUGUUACACUGUUUGGUGUCAGUGGUGUUCCAGAUGACCAUACUGAGAGACCUGGAGAAGCUGGCUGGUUGGGUCCGCAUUUCCAUCAUUUAUGUCCUCAGUGGUAUCACUGGAAACCUUGCCUCUGCCCUGUUCCUGCCCUACAGAGCUGAGGUGGGUCCAGCAGGGUCUCAGUUUGGACUCCUUGCCUGUCUGUUUGUCGAGCUGUUUCAAGGUUGGCAGAUCCUGGAGAAGCCAUGGAAGGCUUUUCUCAAACUGGUGGGCAUCGUCCUCUUCCUCUUCCUUUGCGGCCUCCUGCCAUGGAUUGACAACAUCGCCCACAUAUUUGGUUUUCUCAGCGGCUUGCUGCUCUCCUUUGCCUUCCUGCCCUACAUCACCUUCGGGACCUUUGACAAGUAUCGGAAACGUAUCCUCAUUGCUGUCUCGAUGUUGGCCUACAUCGGGCUGUUCUCUUCCCUCAUCGUUUGGUUUUAUAUUUACCCGAUUAACUGGCAUUGGCUGGAGCAUCUCACCUGCCUGCCCUUCACAAGCAAGUUCUGUGAAAAGUACGACAUUGACCAUAAUAUCAAAGAUGUGGUGAACUAGUCUCUAGGAUACUCAUUAUAUCUAAGAUGACCACAGCAUCUCUGCUGUAAUCCGCUGUCUCCAGGUCAGGCGUUUUAAGUAUGUGGAAAUCUCAUUCUUCAUUAUUCACUCAUCAAGGAACCUGAUCAAAGUAAUGGGACUGGGUCGGUUUAUUCUCCUCAGCCUUUGACUUGCUUACUUUCAUAAAACUUUACUCAACCUUUUUAUUCCUCAGUAAAGUCUGGCGCUACCUGGCAUGUUAAUUUGCUGAUGGGCUAGCUGAUCCUCAGAAUCAGAGGACAGGAAAAGAUACUCAGGACGUCAAAACUACCUAGAGCUGGGUGGACAUAAAGGAAAAGAUCCACAGAACGAGACUGGUUCCUUCAGUUCACAAAAAGUCAACCUAAAGAAGCCAAAUAAUAGAAGAAGACAUCGGCAUCUCUGGCCUACAAUCUCUUUUCCGUUUAACUCUAUGGACGACAACAGCUGAGAUGAAAAGUAAGACUGAUGCCAUAGUGGGUCAUUAGCUGAUGCAUCAGAUGCCUCAUAUUAAUAAUUCUUAAUUUCAGUAACACUGGGUUUGACACUACAAAAGCAUGUCGAGUCAUUCAGUUCUGCUAUUUCUCAAUGUGUAGUGAAAUGUUUUCAGUUCAGAGUUUUGUUUUUUUUAUUAUUAUUAUCUUUGCUCUUUUGUACAUAUGUACUUGGUAUGUUCAUAUUCUUUGGAGCAGUGAAAUGUUAUGCUAAAGGCAAGUAUUAACUGUGCAGCUGGAAUAGUUAAAGUCAAAUAUCAGUGGUCAAUUAAGGCAAGAUUUAUCUAAAACCACUAGUUGCCUUAAACAUACUAUGCCAUUUUACAAAGAUGCCUCGUUUUACUUUUGCAUAAGGCUUGUGAUCAACUUACUGAAUGCUGAUGAACAUAUUUCUGACUCUAACCUACCAAAGCAACAUCACAUACUGCUUACAUAUGCAUGUUAUUUUUUCACAGUCACUUAGUUUUCUGUAUGCCUCUGCCAGUCAAGCUCUACUUAUCAUGUCUCAUAUUAGUCAAUAACACAGUGGUGCCUAAACCAUUUUGUAGAUUUAAUCAAGAAAAUAAUAUUUAUUCAAGGAGUAAUUAUUGAAACAGGCGUUUGUGUUGGAUCGAAGCAAGUUUUGUACUGUAUUUUUUUGACUCUGUGAAGGCAAACAGUCAUAGGAUCACAAUAGGUAAUUUAUGUUUCACCUGAGCCUUAAUGUUUUUGUAAUGUACCAUGAAAUACUUUGUUUAUACCAUUUACAAAACAAAUACAAUGCAAGAAAGGUGAUUUUAAACUGUUUUAAAUAGUAGUGUUGCUGCAGACAGGGUUUUCCUCAAACAGAUGCAUUCAGACUAAACAUGGACAAAGUCUUGUUCCCUUUCUAUUUUUGUUUUGUUUUGUUUUUACACAUUUCUUUUUGUCUGGACCUUAACACAAGAUCACUUGGGUUGUGGUCGACAGUCGAUUGUCAUCAUCCUAGUGGGUCCCAAACAAAGUCACAAGUCCUAACACCUGAAGUGAAACUUUUCUCUCACAGGUUCCCGGCUCUUGUUUUGAAUCUGCUGUUUGUGAUUCUGGCAUGUGUUGACCCCAGCUGUUAGGAAAGCUACGGUAAGCUGGCUGUUGUGUGGAGGAUUAUGUGAGUUACUAAGUGAGUUAUGAGAUUACGCAAGUUUGUCUGUGAGUCUGACUCACUGAUCAUCUGGUGUUGUUGAGAGAGUUUUUAAAGAACAUGCUGAAUAGGUUGUGUUGGACAAUUCAGAUAUUUUAAACAGUUAUAACACCACUGUACUUAGAUUGUAAAGGUCAUCUUCCGUCCUAUAGCAUGUGGGAAAAGUGUGAAACAGUGACAUCCAACUUGUUUAGGACACUUCUUUACUGUGCCUUUUGACAUGUGAGCAUGUGAGUGUUUGAUCUAAACCACAACAUACAUCUUUAAUCAUGACUGUAUGCAGCUAUGUUUGCAUUGGGACCAAAUAAUGUCACCCUUUUCCUAUUUAUUGGAAUAAAAAGGGAAAGUUUUUAAAUGAUUUUCAAAUCAUGGUCAAUGUACUGUUUCGCUUCAGUUUUAUAUGUGAAAAAUCCAUGUGUGUUAAAGCUGUUGUCAAAAUAAAUGCCACUCUAGUAAUAAUGAA
Messenger RNA from Larimichthys crocea (large yellow croaker), 4986 nucleotides. Its product is annotated as inactive rhomboid protein 2. The coding region runs from base 336 to 2852 and encodes 838 amino acids. Gene Ontology annotation, molecular function: serine-type endopeptidase activity. The record is from RefSeq and is a predicted model, not a curated record. Gene Ontology annotation, biological process: regulation of protein secretion; regulation of epidermal growth factor receptor signaling pathway. Lineage: Eukaryota; Metazoa; Chordata; Actinopteri; Sciaenidae. The transcript has 19 exons. Gene Ontology annotation, cellular component: endoplasmic reticulum membrane.